AGGGUAUAAAGGAGCGGGCGCUAUGCGAGCAGCACGUAGGACUCUCUGUUUAAAGUACGCAGCGCUCAACCCGGCACUCGCCCAGGCCGCGGUCGCCCGGACAACCACCAGCCCAACCAGUCAGCGCCCCCGCCUGCGUCCGAGCCAUGUCUGUCAGAAAAGCACUGAUCGUACUGGCUCACUCAGAGAGGACGUCCUUCAACUAUGCUAUGAAGGAGGCUGCUGCAGAAGCUUUGAAGAGGAAAGGAUGGGAGGUGGCCGAGUCAGACCUCUAUGCCAUGAACUUCAAUCCCAUCAUUUCCAGAAAGGACAUCACAGGUAAACUGAAGAACCCUGAGAACUUUCAGUAUCCUGCUGAGUCUGUUCUAGCUUAUAAAGAAGGGCGUCUGAGCCCAGAUGUUGUGGCCGAACAAAAGAAGCUGGAAGCUGCAGAUCUUGUGAUAUUUCAGUUCCCUCUGCAGUGGUUUGGAGUCCCUGCCAUUCUGAAAGGCUGGUUUGAGCGAGUGCUGAUAGGAGAGUUUGCGUACACGUAUGCUGCCAUGUAUGACAAGGGACCUUUCCGGAAUAAGAAGGCCGUGCUUUCUAUCACCACUGGUGGCAGCGGCUCCAUGUACUCUCUUCAGGGUGUCCAUGGAGACAUGAAUAUCAUUCUCUGGCCAAUUCAGAGUGGCAUCCUGCAUUUCUGUGGCUUCCAAGUCUUAGAACCCCAGCUGACAUACAGCAUUGGGCACACUCCAGAGGAUGCCCGAAUUCAGGUCCUGGAAGGAUGGAAGAAACGUCUGGAGAAUAUUUGGGAUGAGACACCACUGUAUUUUGCUCCAAGUAGCCUCUUUGACCUAAACUUCCAGGCAGGGUUCUUAAUGAAAAAAGACGUACAGGAUGAACAGAAAAACAAGAAAUUUGGCCUUUCUGUGGGCCAUCACUUGGGCAAGUCUAUCCCAACUGACAACCAGAUCAAAGCUAGAAAAUAAAAUUCACAAGAUUUGAUUUCCUUCUAACAUGUAGUCAAAUCUGAAUCUCUUUUCAGGUUUCCCUGUCUUGCUUUAGUUUUUAAGAUUUGGGGUUUUCAGCUCAGCGCCUGUAGCUCAAGUGGCUAAGGUGCCAGCCACAUACACCAGAGCUCGCGGGUUCAAAUCCAGCCCGGGCCUGACGAACAACAAUGACAACUACAACCAAAAAAUAGCCGGCCAUUGUGGCAGGUGCCUGUAGUCCCAGCUACUUGGGAGGCUGAGGCAAGAGAAUCCCUUAAGCCCAGGAGUUGGAGGUUGCUGUGAGCUGUGAUGUCACAGUACUCUACCCGGGGUGACAGCUUGAGGCUCUGUCUCAAAAAAAAAAACAAAACAAAAAACGAUUUGGGUUUUUCUUUUCCCACAAGGAAUGAAAAGGAGAGGGAACAAACAUUGGUAUUCAUAUGUUUGGGGGUAUUUUUAUUAUUAAAUAUAAUCUAUUCUUAUGAUUGCUGUCAUGGCAUAUAACCAAAAUCUGGCUUCAGCUCAAGAGGUCACUUAGGGAAAGGUAUAGAAAGAUGCUAGGGUGGUGCCUGUGGCUCAAGGAGUAGGGCGCCGGUCCCAUAUGCCGGAGGUGGUGGGUUCAAACCCAGCCCCGGCCAAAAACCACAAAAAAAAAAAAAAGAAAGAAAGAUGCUAGAAUAUAUUCUUUUUUUUUGAGACAGAGUCUCACUCUUUUGCCCCAGGCUAAAGUGCUCUGGCAUUAGAGCUCACAGCAACCUCAAACUCCUGGGCUCAAGAGGUCCUCUUGCCCCAGGCUCCUGAGUAACUGGGACUACAGCCAGUCACCUAGCUAGUUUUUCUAUUUUUAGUACAGACGGGGUUUCAUUCACUCAGACCUGUUUCAAACUCCUGAGCUCAAGCAAUCUAUCUGCCUCAACCUCCCAGAGUGCUAGAAUUAUGUUGUGAGCCACCACACCCGUCCUAUAAUUUUUUUUUUUUGCAGUUUUUGGCUGGGGCUCGGUUUGAACCCGCCACCUCCGGCAUGUGUGGCUGGCACCCUACUCCUUUGAGCCACAGGCGCCACCCUAGAAUAUAUUCUUUUAAGUGUAUUUACACAAUUUAAUUCAUAUUAGGGCUAAAUUUCUAGGUCAAAAUAUGGCUAGACAGGAUUCAACUCUCCAAUGAUGUUUCUUUUAAUUAACUCUCUAUAGUUUAUGGCAAGAGGGAAUUGCUUAGAAAAAGAAAUGACUGUAUCUAUAUGACCUAAGGGACUGGUUUAGUAGUUAGUAAUCUAAUACUUGUUUAUAGUAUAUACUGGUUUCCAUUACUAUACAGUGACUAAUAUGCUUAAUACAAGUGUUAACUCUUCCUUCACUUUGUUUGUAUAUAGUACACAGAUACCUUGAAAUAAAUAAUACAUGUCUUCUUUA
Messenger RNA from Nycticebus coucang (slow loris), 2380 nucleotides. It is a transcript of the gene NQO1, whose product is annotated as NAD(P)H quinone dehydrogenase 1. The record is from RefSeq and is a predicted model, not a curated record. Gene Ontology annotation, molecular function: NAD(P)H dehydrogenase (quinone) activity. The transcript is spliced from 6 exons. Gene Ontology annotation, cellular component: cytosol. The coding region runs from base 147 to 971 and encodes 274 amino acids. Lineage: Eukaryota; Metazoa; Chordata; Mammalia; Primates; Lorisidae.